This is a messenger RNA of Rotaria socialis, 699 nucleotides long. The record is from the annotation of a GenBank genome assembly. NCBI's taxonomy places the organism in Eukaryota, Metazoa, Rotifera, Eurotatoria, Philodinida, Philodinidae.
AUGGCAACUGACUCGGAAUGUCCACCAUUGAAAGAAAAUGAAUUACGAUUAUAUAGUAUGCGUUUCUGUCCAUUUGUUCGACGAGCUAAACUUGUUUUAGCCGCGAAAAGUAUUCCAUAUGAAGAAGUGCUGAUCAAUCUUAAUGAUGAACCUGAAUGGUAUAAAAAAAAGAAUCCUUCUGAGGAAGUUCCAUUACUAGAAUGGAUCGAUUCUAAUUCAAAAGAGACUCGAUCAAUACCUCAAUCAUUGAUUAUUUGCAAUUAUCUUGAUGAGUUGCAUCCAGAACAUCUUCUUCACCCUGUCGAUCCAUAUGCCAAAGCUAAACAACAAAUACUCACUGACGAUUUCGGAAACGUUCGAACACCUUUUUACCAAUUAUUCUGGGGAAAAGACCAGAAACAUAUUGACGAGUUAAAUCAAGCUUUAGCUGCUUAUGAAGAAGAACUUCAUGGUACAUUUUUUGGUGGUGCUAAACCAGCAAUGGUCGAUUAUAUGAUAUGGCCAUGGUUUGAAUUGCUUCCAGCUUUAAAGAAUGUAGGUUUCGUCUUAAAUGCUGAUGGAAAACUACCAAAACUUGCUGCUUGGUUUCAAGCAAUGUUAGCCGAUGAAGCAGUUGCCAAAACUAAAGUGUCAGAUGAAAUCAUUCAAAAAUAUGUAAACAGUAUUCAAGAAGGCCAUACAAAUUAUGAUAUUGAAUAG